GUCAGUCGAGUCCGACAAGCGUGCGGGCAAGGUCGCUAGAUAGACCGCAUGCAACUUUUCUGAUUGAAAAAUUCAACAGUUUUCACGUUGGCCUGUCGAAGAAAAAGCCAAAUUGUUUAAGCAUAACAUUUCGUGUCGAUAAACUUGUGUGUGUUUCGAGACUCUUUUGAUCGUAAAUGUUCGUUCCGAGUGCGUCACUGUCGGAUGCAAGAUGAUGGCGACCAGCAGUUGUGACGGCAGUGUCAUGCAUUCAUGGAAGGAUUUAGUGAAAGUGAAUGGCAGUUUUUACUGCAACUUGUCAAGUGCCGAAAACGAAUUAGAACCACCGUCGCCCCCACCGUCGCCACCACCGUCGCCACCGCCAUCGCCCCCAUUAACACAAACAUUUAGCGCAACAGAGCUGGCCACGUUUCAUCACCACCAUACCAACUGGAUGACUAAGAAUGAGCCGAUUUAUGUCAACAGUCAUUCCAACGUUCACUUGUCUAACGGCAGCAAUCGAACCAUUUUGCGCAUUGGCGACCAAAUAAUCCGCCAACCGUCGCCGGUCGAUGUGGAAUCGUCCGAUUUUUCCACUUCAUCCGGAGCAUCUUGUCACACCAUCAAAUUGGUGAUUGGCGAGCCGUUGAGUUUGGACACGUCCGAGUAUGUCUCGUGGGACGGAAGCCAAACUGAGGCCCAGUCAGCAGCCAGUGCUGACGACGACGACGAUGAAGAUGAAGAAGAAGAAGAAGAUAGCGGAUCGGAUGAAGUUCAUCUUCCGGACGAUUGCCGGCCGCUUCUUCCGCCAACGUCGCCCCUUCGACCGCACUCGGCCAUCGACGACGAGUUGACUCAUUCCUGCUGCCGGUUCUUUGACCAGCGUCAACAGAAACUUUCCUCCUCUUUUGUCUCCACUACGUGGAACCCGGCGAUCACGCCGGAAGCUGCCACUUUGGAUGCCGCUGAAUCGGCCGUCAAAUCCCCAGUCCCCGGGCUCAACGCCAAGAUGGAGCACCUGCGCAUGGAAAUCGUGUCUUUGGUGAACCAAGACGACGCUCUGUUCCGUCAACUGCUGGCGCUCAACACUUCGAUCCACCAACUGCGGAGCCAGUCGCUGCAGCGUCGGGCUCGGACCUUGUCCAGCAACCGCUCGCGGAGUCAACUCUCCCCGACGCUGAGUGCCUCUCUGGCCUCUCUGACCUCGCUGACGUCCUUGUCAGAUGGAGAGGACGCUGAAGUGGAAGGCGAUGACAGCGAACCGGACCCGAAAAAUGUUAUCAUCGGAGCUGGACAGUCGGUGACGCAACGUCAAACCAUCACCGUCGUCGGCCAGACUGCAUCAAACAACAACAAACCGGUUGCUCCGCAACAACAAACGCAGCUGACUCGAAAACGGGUGUCUUAUCCACCGAAAUCACGGAACAGGAGCAACUCGCAGCUUUCCCGCUGCUCGUUCAACUCGUCAUCUUCAUCCUCGUCGUCGUCAUCAUCGACUUCAUCCUCCUCGGGCGGAUCGCCGACCUGGUCCUUGUCCAGCGCCGACGCCAAGGCGAUCGUCAAGGGCGUCAAAACGCCCCGCUCGCCGCACUCGAGCUUUUAUUCGCGAUCGCCGACCAAGAAUCCGCAGCUGUCGACUAAUAACAAGCAACGGUCGUCGGCCAACAAUAAGCACGCCGACCUCCUGAUGGUGUUCCACAAGCGCCAGGGCUCCUACGAUUCCGGCUGUCAAGGCUCGGAGCCGUCGGACGCUGAAGUCUUUGUCUGACGGCCGAUAAUGGGCGACGGCUCCACUGUGACUGUGCAGCGUAAAUUAUAGAUCGUCGCUCGUCGCCCCACAUAUCCCAUUUUUGUUGACGACGCUUUCUUCGCCGGGAAGAAGGCCGAGUGAGAGGACAACAACAAAAAAAGAAAACAGAAAAUAAGAAAACAUGACGUUUCUCCAUGUUGAAUGAAAAGUGCCGUUUUUCAUAUGUAACAUUUGUGUCAGAUGAGAAAAUUGAGAUCGAGUGAGCCGUACAUGCUCUCCCAUCUGGUGUCGAUUCGAACGCGUCCCAAUUGCAGACUGGAGAUGUUGAGAUAUCCCCCCCAAAAAGGACCAGCCACCCACUGGUAGACCUUGCGUUUUUUUGGCGAAUGGAGCGUGCGUAGGUGUCUUCGUUAAAGGCAAGGCCCAUCAGGAGCCGCACCUCCUCUCAUUUCUUUUUUUUUUUUUGUGUACGUUGGAAACAACUUAACCCAGAUUGCUGAUUGGGAUAACAUCACAAACCGGCACGAUCGCCCGUUUAUUUACUCUUAGCCUAUGCUCUAUACCGACAACAGUCUGUCCGACUGGCAUUGAUUGGACACCGUCGCCUCUCCUUCUUUUCUUAUAUAUUCUAUUAUAUUUCUUCCCGGCGAACCCUCCUCCUUUUCAUCCGCGCUAUUAUUUCCAGAGUCAAAAACUGUACAGUUAUUUACCGCCGUUUGGGGGCUGGUUGCAUCGUGCGCCAAGCCAGCUGCACGGAGUUUAGAAAGAAAACAAAAUAUUGUAUCUGUAGAUGAAAACGAGGCAAAACCCACAAAUGUGGGUCAUGUUUCGCCGAGGCAAUUAAGCAGUUUGUUCUUCAAAAAGAUUUAACAGAAAAAAAAAUGAGGUCCCUUAUUUUCAUCUUGAUGUUUAAAAGAAUUAAAUUCCAUUUUGUUUUCUUUCUUAGAUGAAAUAAAAACUAUUUACUAUAAAGGUAUGGAUGUGGUCCUCUGUGACUCGACUUAAUGAAUAGCAUUGAAUUAGUCGAAUUUUAUUCAUUCGUGUACAGCAAUUCUACAUUUCAACAUGUUCCCUCUGUGUGUCCGUGCUGUGUGUGAUGCGACCAGCUCCCGAGUUCAUUCGUUAAGAGCUUUUUAAAAAAUGUUGCGGCCAGAAAUAUUAUAUGGUUAUAUCACUUGGACGAAAUAUGUAACUGGACAUUUGGCUAGUAAGGGAACGGGUUUUUUUUUUCUUUCUUCUUUCUUUGCUCUAUUGUUCUUUUUUUAUUAUUUUAUCCGUGUAGACGCGAACGGUUGGUAUUAGCUCAUCAUAAAUAUUUUUAUUUUUUAUUGCCCGUUUUCUGUCCCUACCAAAACAAGGGCCUCGUUCCUCGUUAAAUAUGGGGGGAUUUAAGGCGUGAUGAUAAUCAAUACAGCAAAGUCAUCGUCGAUUAAGGGGUGCAAGAUAAUCAUUGAUGAGAGGUGACUUGUACAAAGCGUAAAUUAUAAUCAGAAAUCAACCCAGUAUACUGCUUGAAAUCUUUUUGAUGGGUGAUGAUUCCAGGGCCUUCUUCUUCUCAAGAAUUCCUUUCCUUUGCGGCUCGCUCCAAUCGGCUCAGGAGAACCGGAAUGAAUGCUCCUCACUCUCUGCGUUACAUCUUUUCAUUUUAUUUUAUUUUAUUUUUUUUUUCGUUAUUUUGUAAGUCAUCGCUCACUCGCAAAAUUCCUAGACCAAUUCAUCAUCUGUCCUUCUCUUCUUCUUCUACCUCCUUCAUCACCGGUUCGAUUCACGCCUUGUCGACUUCGUCAGAAACAAUCCGAUCGUGAAUUUUCCUCAUUCAUCAAUGGCAAUGGGUGGGACGAUACCGGAGAUUCGCUCGUGAGUCUUGCCGACCUCCUUAUUUUUGCCUUUCCUUUUUUUUUUAAACUUUGAUCUUAUCCCAAUUCAUCCUCCCCUAUCUCUCUAAUGGUAAAAAAAAAAAAAAUGAAAUGAAAAUAGAAUAAAAAAAAAAAAAGGAACAAAUCUUUGUAUAUCUGCGUGAUCUCGGACGAUUAAAGAACGAAACAGCACACCCUGUGCAUGAUGAAUAUGUACGCGCCGUGGAAUAAAAAAAAAUCAAAUAAUAGACAAAA
Molecule: messenger RNA, 3840 nt
Organism: Daphnia pulicaria
Lineage: Eukaryota; Metazoa; Arthropoda; Branchiopoda; Diplostraca; Daphniidae
Exons: 2
Coding region: 212-1747 (511 amino acids)
Source: RefSeq, a predicted model, not a curated record